Molecule: messenger RNA, 918 nt
Organism: Peniophora sp. CBMAI 1063
Lineage: Eukaryota; Fungi; Basidiomycota; Agaricomycetes; Russulales; Peniophoraceae
Source: the annotation of a GenBank genome assembly
AUGCUGGCCUACUACAAUCUCCUGUUCUCCCUCAUGGCAGCGCCGGCCGCGGUCUUGUGCAAACCAACUAUAUUGGAUUUGAUCGCGGAUGCUAGCUCCAGCCCUUCGGUCCAUUACCCGACCCAGCUAACGCAGGGCAUUGUACCGAAGCCGAUACAUAGUCACAAUGACUACUGGCGAGACGUACCCCUACUUACCGCAUUGAGUCUCGGCGUUGCGAGCGUGGAGGCCGACGUGUGGCUGGCAAAUGGCACAUUAUUCGUUGGACACGAAGUAGCCGCCCUUACGCCCUCGCGCACGUUUACGUCGCUCUAUGUUGACCCUCUACUGUCUUUGUUGAGCAUGCAGAACCCACAAACAGAGUUCACGACCAAUCAGACUACACCAAACGGCGUCUUCGAUACGUCGUCCGCAACUCCGUUGCAACUUUUAGUGGACAUGAAGACCAACGGAGACGAGACACUGCUCGCGGUCCUCGAGGCUCUCGAGCCCCUUCGCUCCGCAGGAUACCUGACAACAGCGUCUGAAGGCAACGUCACGUUGUCCGCUGUGACCGUCGUAGGGACAGGAAACACACCACUUGAAGGCGUGCAAGCUCUUGAGCCCCGGGAUAUUUUCUUUGAUGCGCCGCUGCAAAGCUUGAAUUCAAGCGUCAACUGGGGACCGGCGCUGUCACCCAUCGCAAGCACCGACUAUGAGACAGUCAUCGGAUGGUCAGGUAUCGGAUCCAUCAAUGAUACCGCACGCGCAGCCAUCGAGCAGCUCGUCGACGAGGCGCACUCGUUUGGGAUUGCCGCUCGCUUCUGGGAUACGCCCGGCUGGCCUAUAAGCGCCCGUAACGCAGUGUGGGAGGAACUACUGACAGCCGGUACGGACUGGUUGAAUGCCGACGACCUGGAAGCAGCAUCUAAGUUUUGA